Pseudophryne corroboree (corroboree frog) is the source of this 3183-nucleotide messenger RNA. It is a transcript of the gene PLEKHS1, whose product is annotated as pleckstrin homology domain containing S1. The record is from RefSeq and is a predicted model, not a curated record. NCBI's taxonomy places the organism in Eukaryota, Metazoa, Chordata, Amphibia, Anura, Myobatrachidae. The transcript is spliced from 17 exons. The coding region runs from base 579 to 1952 and encodes 457 amino acids.
GGAAAACAUGCCCUGUGUGGGGUCCUGAGGACCGAGUUUGAGAACCUGUGCUGUAGGACAAUCUAUUUUUUAUUUAACGAGAACUGUAGACAAACAUGAUUCUAUUUUAAAGUGUAGGGGGUUAUUUCAUGAACUCAUAUUCAACCUUCGGAUUUGGCUGUUUUUCCAAAUCUUCCAUUCUGGGGGAAAAGUUGUCCCAUUGCUGGUGUAAAUAAAGUGCUUUCAGGCGUUAAAUUCCCCGCAGCCAGUGUCACAGACAUUCGCAUCUGGUGCUGUAAGAGGAGCAUAUGUGUGAGACUAAAUACCUGAUCUCAAGGAAGUGGAUAGGUCUCUUGUAUUGUUUUGCUCUACCAAUGCCUAGGUUUUUCCCUGGCCGCUAGGAGCUGUAGAAGAAUUCCCCUGUCAGAUUAAAAUGUGCAGCAAAAGGGAAAUUCCUAGCAGAUCAGAUUUCAGCCCUCACUAUGUACAUAUACCUGCGGCUUCUCCAGUAAGAGCAUUCAACCAUCAGUCACUAGGAGAGCACUUGACAAGCUGCGAUCUCUUACAACCUGCCAGCCGCCCUUACCUGUAAAAAGACUAUGUUCACCAAAAGAAGAAGUUCAGAAAUAGAUCAACAAGUGAUUAAACAAGGGAGUCUACUCAAGUCUCCGCCUCUCUACAUCUUUAAUAAUCGGAGUUCAUGGAAAAGACGCUUAUUUAAACUCUGCAAAAAUCCCACCGACUCCUACGUCAUAAAGUACUACGAGUACGAUGGAAGGUCAGAGAACUUGAAAGGGGACAUUGAUGUCAGCAGUAUUACAGAUGUAGAACUGGGAACAAAGACGAUGGACAAGAACUUGGGGAAGAUCCUGCGGCUUCACAACACGUCUCCAGAAAACAUGCUAUGCAUCAAGACUGAGGAUCGUAACUACUAUCUGCUGGAUGACACUGUAGAUACAAUCACCGACUGGUACAAGAGUAUCACAGACGUGUGGGUGAAAUCCAACCAAACAGCUAAGCAGGCCGGGCCCCGAAUUACACACACGAUCCCACUCCAUGCGGCUUAUCAGACAGAAGCGACAAGACCCAUAUCGUGUCCUGAGCACGGUUCCGGCAUCAGACUGUCAUCAGCUGAGGCAAGAGACAGAUCGCACACAGACCCAGGAAAUCAGUGCAGCGUUGGUGUUUGCAACCAAGAGCUUCCCAGGAAUUCUCCAGAACAGCCGAUUGCAGCGAGCCAGAACAGACGAUCCGUCACACACUCCGACCUUUUCCCAGACUGGGCUCCCGUAGUCAGAGAGAUAAGGAGACGCUCUGACGCACUUGCGGACCAGGACAACUUAUUGAGCUCCCGAUUAAGUGGUGACACUACAGAUGGCGCCUACAGCAGCGAACCAGAGUCCAUCUAUGACAUACCGCGAUCUGUGCUUAUGCAGAGCAAACGUGACUCGCAGCAGUCUGCGGAGCAGGAUGAGACCAGUGACCUGGAUUCAUCUGACGGGGACGUCUAUCAGGAGAUGGGCUCUGUGGCUGCGGAAGAGACUAUCAGCUGUCCACCAAAGCCACCCCGGAGGACCUCCACACCUACAGACCCUCACAGGUACCGAAAAACCCAGGGAAGCCGACUGAAGAAAACUUACAUUCUAAAAAUGAUGUACGAACAACAAGACAACCAAUCUGAAUUGGAAAAGAUAAAUAUGACAGUACCCACGGAACAUUUUAAAAAUUAUCUGGCAGUAGAGGAAGUUGCAGAUCGCUUGUAUGUAUGUAAGUGGAACGGACCGGUAGAGAUCGGCUGCAGGUUCCAUCACAGGGAUCACAUUGACGCCAUUAACGGAUUCCGGCUGGCAAACAAAGAAUCGUUCUCAGACAUGCUGAAUAAGUUCAUUUUGGAUGAGGUUAAUCUUGUGGUGUUCCGGAAUAAGAAAGCGGAGAUUUUCCAUGUGGAUGGAUGCAGCUGCAGUAGAUCAUGACAGCGCCCCUUAAUGGAAGAAAGGGAAGAGUGGAGUUUGCACAGAAUGAAACACUGAUAAUGGUUCUGCAGAGACUGAAGUGUAUCUUCUCCUGGACAUUUCUACAGAAAUACUGAGCCGAGAAUGUAAUCUAUGUACUGUAUAUACUUCAUAGUAACAUUAUACUGUGAGAUGUAACCGUUGCUGAGGCAGUGAAUGGUUUAUGUAAGGCCAAUUGUACUGGCCAAUACUACUUGUUAAUCUUCCUAUUGUAUGUGUUUAAGAAACAUGAUUAAUGCAGGCAGGGAUUCUCUGUCAUGUGCAGGUACAUACUUAUGUAUGUUCUAUAAAUGUAUUUGCAUGAGUGAUUGUGCUACUUGCAUACUGAAAUUUUACAUUCUGUUCGGUCCGCCUCUACAUUAUAGUCACCUUGACGGGUGAAGGUGGGGACUACAGUUGUAUAAAUAUGGAGCGUUUGCCCGGUUCUGUGCGUAGAAGCACUUGGGCGUGAGAAAGCUUGUUAUUGUUAUACUAACAAGCAUGAUUUGUUUUAUAUUUAACUAUCCCCUAGUCAGGGGAUAAUCCCACGGAUGUAAAGAUUUCAAUUGGCAACACAUAUGUGCUAGUCCUGACCGAUGAACCAUAUCAUCCUCUUAAAAGGGGACACGGACUACAGUUAGAAUUGGUCGGAUCCGCAGAAGUCACCAAAUUCGAGAAUGUACAUUCAUGUGAAUUAAUCCAAUGAUAAAUCCAGACAAAUACAUCCUAAGGCCAGUGUCUAACAGUUUUGGAAAUGUGACCUGUUUAAAGAGUGGAACGUUUGGUCAGUGUAACAUUUAAGAGCCCUGGAAAAUCUGUAUGCAGCACACUGACAGCCGAAAUGCUACGCUGUGACAGGAGACAGCAAUUUCCACUUGCCUAAACGAUACACAGACGGAACGUGGACUUAUCGUAGCUCACCGCGGACUCCCGGUCAGAUAACGACGCCCGACUGACUGCAAUCAACCCCAGAUUCCCUUGGAAGACCAUGCGGUCUCAACCUAAAUAGUCCUGUCCUAAUACAGACAUGCUUAGGUCUGGAUACUGGGGUGCAAGUAAUGACUAGGCUAGAUGGGAUAGAGAAUGCACUUUAAACCCCCCUCCCCAAAAUAUGUGACUGUACACAGUUUAAUUAUGUAUAAUAUUGUAUAUUUACUGUAUAAAUGAUAGUGUAUGGAAAUAUUUUCUUAAAAAAUAAAAUAAUGUAAAUUAA